CUAGUCUGCCUUGCAAAUGGCCGAUCACGAAGAAGAAGGAGGCUCCAUUGGCGUCGGAAACGAGCACCGCAGAGAGCCGAGAAGUAGAAGCGCAGUGACAUUUCUCACAGUAACUGACAGCGAUAAGUCUGAAUGGAUUUAACCGAACAGAUCAAACAGUUGGAGGCAGACUUGCAGGAGCUGGGGUCCCUCUUGGAGAAGGCAGAGAGGAAAAGAGUUCAGGAUCUGUUAAAACAGGAGCAGAAGAAGGUGGAGAAGGAGCUCGCAGCUAAACGGCAACAAAAGGAGCAACAGGCCAGGAAGGAGGCAGACCCGUCUGUGGCCACUAAGGCAGCAUACACUGUCAAAAUUACCAGCUAUGCGUGGGACCAGUCAGAUAAGUUUGUCAAAAUUUAUCUGGCAUUGAAAGAUGUGCACAAAAUAUCAGCAGAGAAUGUGGAGGUCAAAUUUACAGAAAGGUCAUUUUCUGUGCUGGUGAAGGAUCUAGAUGGCAAAAACCAUGAAAUGACAGUUCUCAACCUGUUAUAUCCAAUCAAUGAAAAGGAGAGCUACAAAAAGAUAAAAACAGACAUGGUCUUGGUCAUGUGCAAGAAGCAGUCAACGAAGAAGUGGGACUGCCUAACAGCGGUGGAAAAGCAGUCUAAAGAGAAAGAGAAACCCAGCUUUGACGAGAAUGCCGACCCCAGCGAGGGCCUGAUGAAUGUGUUGAAAAAGAUCUACGCAGAGGGAGACGACGAGAUGAAGAGAACAAUCAACAAAGCUUGGACAGAGUCCCAGGAGAAGAAAUUAAAAGGAGAGGACAUGAUGGACUUCUAAAUUUUGCCGUUUUUCCACAGCAGGACCAAAUGAGAGUUCCAAAAGGCAGACAUGACUUAAUUAUUGAAACUACUAUACACAGCUCCUAAAUAACUGGUCUAGAGUAAUAUCUAAGCUCGGGCUGGCCUCAGUUUGGCCCUGCUUUGAAGACCAGGCUGCUGGUAUUCUUAGUCACAGGCCAUAUUUAUCUAUCAUACAAACAAAAGGGUGGAGUCCAGCAGACUGCAAGAACUCGCACAAUUCAUCAUCACUGAUGUUAAUUUCCAGUACGCAGGUAGAAAGUGGGGAAAGUCAAUUUUUCUUCCCUGUUCAUAUUUCCUCUUUUUGUGAAGUCAUGCAUGAAGGGUUGAAGGACCACAGCUCUGUCAUUCUGCUGCUCUUGCUGUUGUUUUCCUGUCUUGUUUUAUUAAAAAAAAAUGUCUUUGUGCUCUAAAUUGGACCAUGUUAAGUGUAACUGAGAUUUGUUUAUGAUGCUCAUUGAAAAUCAGUUAGGCUAAACUUAUCAGAUAUUUUUGAUUUUUGUCAGAUGUGCAUUUGCCAAAGUGUGUCUCUUAUUUCUGCCCACGAAGACAACCGGAGGAUACUUUUGACUUUCUUAAUCUUCACAUCAGCCGUAUAUUUUGUAAUUGCACUAAGUCACAUAGCAAAAAAUCUUCCAUCAGCCUAGUAUAAUAUUUUCCAUUACUGCAUGCAGCUGUGUUUGAUACUGCAUACAUUUCCCACAAUCCUGCUUUAAAGUUUCACGCUCUAGAAUGUUUUCUGUGGAAAAUUUGGAUUUUUCCCUCCGAUAUUGUGAAAAUGUGCAUUUUCACUUUUGCUGGUUGUUGUCUGUUCUCACAAAUACAGCUGAUGAAAUGAG
Archocentrus centrarchus (flier cichlid) is the source of this 1675-nucleotide messenger RNA. It is a transcript of the gene cacybp, whose product is annotated as calcyclin binding protein. The transcript has 6 exons. Gene Ontology annotation, cellular component: nucleus. Lineage: Eukaryota; Metazoa; Chordata; Actinopteri; Cichliformes; Cichlidae. The record is from RefSeq and is a predicted model, not a curated record. Gene Ontology annotation, biological process: heart development. Bases 133 to 816 code for a protein of 227 amino acids. Gene Ontology annotation, molecular function: tubulin binding; ubiquitin protein ligase binding; S100 protein binding.